CUGAAAGCACCACAGUAGCCUCGUCUCUUAUUCCAGAGACCUCCACAGCUCCUUGGGAGUCCACUUCCCUGGCUGAGACUACAGCAAUAACUAGUACAACUAUAGUAGAAGAGACAACCACGGUUGUGCUUCCCACCAUUUCAUUACCUCAGAGCACAACCAUAGCCACUUCUGCUAGUCCACAGACCUCCACCGCGCCACUUGUAUCUACUUCCUUAGCAGAGACAGCAGCAAUAACUACUGCCUCUACAGUCAAGGAGACAACCACACUUCCCCUUCCUACAAUUUCACAGCCUGAAAGCACAGCUGCAGUUACAGCUCCUAUUCUACAAACCUCCACAGCUACUCUAAAGACCACUUCCUUAGCAGAGACUGCUGCAAUAACUAGUACCACUAAAGUAGAAGACACAGCCACGGUUUCCCUUCCUACCACUUCAGCCCAUAUGAGCACAGCUAUAACCAUUUCUACCAUAGCAGAAACAUUAACAACUCCUGUAGAGACCACUUCUGCAGCUGCGACUACAGCAACAACGAGUUCCAGCUCCAUGGGGGAGACAACCACAGCUUCACCUCCUACCACUGCACUACCUGGGAGCAUGGCUGUAGCUACUUCUACUAUUCUAGAGACCUCCACAGCUCCUGUAGAGAGUACUUUCCAAGCUCAGUCUUCAGGAAUAACUGGCUCCUCUACAGUGGAAGAGACUACCACGGUUCCUCUUCCUACCACUUCGUUACCUAAGAGUACACCUGUAGGGACAUCUACCAUAGCAGAAACACUCACAACUCCUUUAGAGACCGGUUCCUCAGCAGAGACUACAGCAGUAACUACUGCCACUACAGUGGAGCAGACAACCACAGUUACCCUUCCUACUACUUCCCCAGUUGAAACAACCACCACUCUGGCUAUCACCACACCAGUCCCUGUGGCCACAUCCCCCACUGAGACCACAACUGGAGUCACUUCUAUUUUACCGUUGACAUCCACAGUCCGUCUUGAGACAAGCUUGCCCUCUGAGACCACAAGAAUUCCCAGCACCUCUACAGAAGUUGAGACACCCACAUCUGCCCGUCUUGUCACUUAUCCCACUGUGACCACAAGUGCAGUCACCUCCUCUUUAGCAGAGACAUCCACAGUUGCUGUUACGGUGACUUCUCCGGCUAAGACCACAUUGACACUGAUUCCUACCACAGCAGCUCUUAAAACAUCCACAUCUGCUCUGGAGACCAAUUCCCCAUCUGAGAUCCCAAUAGCUUUGGGCACCACUACAGAACUGGGGACACCCACAGCAUCCCCUGUGUCCACUGUUCUAGCUGGGACUACUAAAACAUCACCCAUUGCUACAGCAGCAGAGAGAAGCACUGCGGCUCCAAUCAGCACCACCCCUGCUGAGACCUCAACAACUUACACUUCCACUACAACACAGGCAACAACCACAUCUGCCCUUUUUACAACUUCCCCAGCUGAGACCACAACCGCUUUGGGCGUCCCUAUCAGAGGGGAGACAACAGCAGCCAUCUCUGUGACAACCACAACAUCGCUUUCACCUACCACAGCUGCUUUGACAAAUGGUGAAAUAACAGAAAUAAUCGACCAGAAGACCAUUAAGCCAGUGGAACAAAAUAAAGAUAAUAAUGUCACAACAACACAGACAACUCCUGUGGUUAAAACCACCACUACCACCACCACCACGACCAGAAGUACAACAUUAGAGAGUACCACCAAAGCAGCAGCUCCUGUGAUCCCAAACAAACCUGGGACCACUGCAACGUACCUCACAACAGGAGCAGAAUCCACCACCGCAGCCCCAGCGUCCACUUCCACAGCUGAGACUAAAACUGCAGCUACCUCUAUGUUAGCAGAGACAUCCACUUCUGCUCAUCCAACCUCCUCCCUAGCUGAGCCCACAGCACUAAUGAGCACUUCCACAUCACAGCCAACCACAAUCACUCUGCCUGCUAGUUCAACGUCUGUUAUGACCAUUGCAGCCACCUCUGCAACAGCAGAAACGUCUACAUCUCCUCUAGAGACCACUUUCCCAGGUGAGACUACGGCAUUACUUGGUAACAGGACAGUAGAGGGGACAACCAUGGUUGCUCUUCCUAGCACUUCACUACCUCAGAGCACAGCUGAAGCCACCUCUACUAUUCCAGAGACAUCCACAUGGCCUCCACAGACCACUUCUCCAACUGAGACUACAGCAACAACUACUACUACACUCAAGGAGAGAACCACAAUUGUCCUCCCAACCAGUUCACUCUAUGAGACCAAAUCUCCUCUACAAACCACAUCCACAGCUGAGACUACAGUAAUAAUUAGUACCACUACAACUGAAGAGACAACGAGACUUCCCCUUUCUACAAUUUCACAACCCGAAAGCACAGCUUUAUCCACAAGAACCAUAGGAGAAACAUCCACCUCUCCGCUAGAGACAACUUCUGCAGCUAAAACUACAGCAAUAACUAGUACUACCACAAUAGAGGGGAUGACUUCAGUACCUCUUUCUACAACACAACUUCUUAGGACCACAGAGGCAGCCAUCUCUACUAUUUCAGAGACCUCAGCCAGUGCUCUGGAGACCUCUUCCCUAAAUGAGACUACAGCAGUAACUGGUACCACUGCAGUAGCUGAGAUAACCACAAUUACUCUUCCUACUACUUCACCCCAUGAAAGUACAGCUAUAGCCACCUCUACUAUACCAGAGACCUCCACCUCUCCCGUAGGGACCACUUCUGUAGCUAAGACUACAGCAAUAUCUAGUACCAGCACAGCAGAAGAGACAACCACGGUUCUCUUUCCUACUGCUUCACUACCUGGGACUAUGGCAUCAGCCACUUCUGUUAUUCAAAAGACUACCACAGCUCUUCCAGAGACCACUUCCCUAGCGGAGACUGCAGCAACAACUAAUGCCACUACACUAGAAGAGACAACCACCGUUGCCUUUCCUACCACUUCUCUUCCUGAAAGCACCACAGUAGCCUCGUCUCUUAUUCCAGAGACCUCCACAGCUCCUUGGGAGUCCACUUCCCUGGCUGAGACUACAGCAAUAACUAGUACAACUAUAGUAGAAGAGACAACCACGGUUGUGCUUCCCACCAUUUCAUUACCUCAGAGCACAACCGUAGCCACUUCUGCUAGUCCACAGACCUCCACCGCGCCACUUGUAUCUACUUCCUUAGCAGAGACAGCAGCAAUAACUACUGCCUCUACAGUCAAGGAGACAACCACACUUCCCCUUCCUACAAUUUCACAGCCUGAAAGCACAGCUGCAGUUACAGCUCCUAUUCUACAAACCUCCACAGCUACUCUAAAGACCACUUCCUUAGCAGAGACUGCUGCAAUAACUAGUACCACUAAAGUAGAAGACACAGCCACGGUUUCCCUUCCUACCACUUCAGCCCAUAUGAGCACAGCUAUAACCACUUCUACCAUAGCAGAAACAUUAACAACUCCUGUAGAGACCACUUCUGCAGCUGCGACUACAGCAACAACGAGUUCCAGCUCCAUGGGGGAGACAACCACAGCUUCACCUCCUACCACUGCACUACCUGGGAGCAUGGCUGUAGCUACUUCUACUAUUCUAGAGACCUCCACAGCUCCUGCAGAGACUACUUUCCAAGCUCAGUCUUCAGGAAUAACUGGCUCCUCUACAGUGGAAGAGACUACCACGGUUCCUCUUCCUACCACUUUGUUACCUAAGAGUACACCUGUAGGGACAUCUACCAUAACAGAAACACUCACAACUCCUUUAGAGACCGGUUCCUCAGCAGAAACUACAGCAGUAACUACUGCCACUACAGUGGAGCAGACAAGCACAGUUACCCUUCCUACUACUUCCCCAGUUGAAACAACCACCACUCUGGCUAUCACCACACCAGUCCCUGUGGCCACAUCCCCCACUGAGACCACAACUGGAGUCACUUCUAUUUUACCAUUGACAUCCACAGUCCGUCUUGAGACAAGUUUGCCCUCUGAGACCACAAGAAUUCCCAGCACCUCUACAGAAGUUGAGACACCCACAGCUGCCCGUCUUGUCACUUAUCCCACUGUGACCACAAGUGCUGUCACCUCCUCUUUAGCAGAGACAUCCACAGUUGCUGUUACGGUGACUUCUCCGGCUAAGACCACAUUGACACUGAUUCCUACCACAGCAGCUCUUAAAACAUCCACAUCUGCUCUGGAGACCAAUUCCCCAUCUGAGAUCCCAAUAGCUUUGGGCACCACUACAGAACUGGGGACACCCACAGCAUCCCCUGUGACCACUGUUCUAGCUGGGACUACUAAAACAUCACCCAUUGCUACAGCAGCAGAGAGAAACACUGCGGCUCCAAUCAGCACCACCCCUGCUGAGACCUCAACAACUUACACUUCCACUACAACACAGGCAACAACCACAUCUGCCCUUUUUACAACUUCCCCAGCUGAGACCACAACCGCUUUGGGCGUUCCUAUCAGAGGGGAGACAACAGCAGCCAUCUCUGUGACAACCACAACAUCGCUUUCACCUACCACAGCUGCUUUGACAAAUCGUGAAAUAACAGAAAUAAUCGACCAGAAGACCAUUAAGCCAGUGGAACAAAAUAAAGAGAAUAAUGUCACAACAACACAGACAACUCCUGUGGUUAAAACCACCACUACCACCACCAUCACGACCAGAAGUACAACAUUAGAGAGUACCACCAAAGCAGCAGCUCCUGUGAUCCCAAACAAACCUGGGACCACCGCAACGUACCUAACAACAGGAGCAGAAUCCACCACCGCAGCCCCAGCGUCCACUUCCACAGCUGAGACUAAAACUGCAGCUACCUCUACGUUAGCAGAGACAUCCACUUCUGCUCAUCCAACCUCCUCCCUAGCUGAGCCCACAGCACUAAUUAGCACUUCCACAUCACAGCCAACCACAAUCAUUCAGACUGCUAGUUCAACAUCUGUUAUGACCGUUGCAGCCACCUCUGCAACAGCAGAAACGUCUACAUCUCCUCUAGAGACCACUUUCCCAGGUGAGACUACGGCAUUACUUGGUAACAGGACAGUAGAGGGGACAACCAUGGUUGCUCUUCCUAGCACUUCACUACCUCAGAGCACAGCUGAAGCCACCUCUCCUAUUCCAGAGACAUCCACAUGGCCUCCACAGACCACUUCUCCAACUGAGACUACAGCAACAACUACUACUACAGUCAAGGAGAGAACCACAAUUGUCCUCCCAACCAGUUCACUCUAUGAGACCAAAUCUCCUCUACAAACCACAUCCACAGCUGAGACUACAGUAAUAAUUAGUACCACUACAACUGAAGAGACAACGAGACUUCCCCUUUCUACAAUUUCACAACCCGAAAGCACAGCUAUAUCCACAAGAACCAUAGGAGAAACAUCCACCUCUCCGCUAGAGACAACUUCUGCAGCUGAAACUACAGCAAUAACUAGUACUACUACAAUAGAGGGGAUGACUUCAGUACCUCUUUCUACAACACAACUUCUUAGGACCACAGAGGCAGCCAUCUCUACUAUUUCAGAGACCUCAGCCAGUGCUCUGGAAGCCUCUUCCCCAAAUGAGACUACAGCAGUAACUGGCACCACUGCAGUAGGCGAGACAACCACAAUUACUCUCCCUACUACUUCAAUCCAUGAAAGUACAGCUAUAGUCUCCUCUACUAUACCAGAGACCUCCACCUCUCCCGUAGGGACCACUUCUGUAGCUAAGACUACAGCAAUAUCUAGUACCAGCACAGCAGAAGAGACAACCACGGUUCUCUUUCCUACUGCUUCACUACCUGGGACUAUGGCAUCAGCCACUUCUGUUAUUCAAAAGACUACCACAGCUCUUCCAGAGACCACUUUCCUAGCGGAGACUGCAGCAACAACUAAUGCCACUACACUAGAAGAGACAACCACCGUUGCCUUUCCUACCACUUCUCUUCCUGAAAGCACCACAGUAGCCUCGUCUCUUAUUCCAGAGACCUCCACAGCUCCUCAGGAGUCCACUUCCCUGGCUGAGACUACAGCAAUAACUAGUACAACUAUAGUAGAAGAGACAACCACGGUUGCGCUUCCUACCAUUUCAUUACCUCAGAGCACAACCGUAGCCAUUUCUGCUAGUCCAGAGACCUCCACCGCGCCACUAGAAUCUACUUCCUUAGCAGAGACAGCAGAAAUAAUUACUGCCUCUACAGUCAGGGAGACAACCACACUUCCCCUUCCUACAAUUUCACAGCCUGAAAGCACAGUUACAGCUCCUAUUCUACAAACCUCCACAGCUACUCUAAAGACCACUUCCUUAGCUGAGACUGCUGCAAUAACUAGUACCACUAAAGUAGAAGAGACAGCCACGGUUGCCCUUCCUACCACUUCAGCCCUUAUGAGCACAGCUAUAACCACUUCUACCAUAGCAGAAACAUUAACAACUCCUGUAGAGACCACUUCUGCAGCUGCGACUACAGCAACGACGAGUUCCAGCUCCAUGGGGGAGACAACCACAGCUUCACCUCCUACCACUGCACUACCUGGGAGCAUGGCUGUAGCUACUUCUACCAUUCUAGAGACCUCCACAGCUCCUGCAGAGAUUACUUUCCAAGCUCAAUCUUCACGAAUAACUGGCUCCUCUACAGUGGAAGAGACUACCACAGUUCCUCUUCCUACCACUUUGUUACCUAAGAGUACACCUGUAGGGACAUCUACCAUAACAGAAACACUCACAACUCCUUUAGAGACCGGUUCCUCAGCAGAGACUAAAGCAGUAACUACUGCCACUACAGUAGCGGAGACAACCACAGUUGCCCUUCCUACUACUUCCCCAGUUGAAACAACCACCACUCUGGCUAUCACCACACCAGUCUCUGUGGCCACCUCCCCCACUGAGACCACAACUGGAGUCACUUCUAUUUUACCGUUGACAUCCACAGUCCGUCUUGAGACAAGUUUGCCCUCUGAGACCACAAGAAUUCCCAGCACCUCUACAGAAGUUGAGACACCCACAGCUGCCCGUCUUGUCACUUAUCCCACCGCAACCACAAGUGCUGUCACCUCCUCUUUAGCAGAGACAUCCACAGUUGCUGUUACGGUGACUUCUCCUGCUGAGACCACAGUGACACUGACUCCCACCACAGCAGCUCCUAAAACAUCCACAUCUGCUCUGGAGACCAAUUCCCCAUCUGAGAUCCCAAUAGCUUUGGGCACCACUACAGAACGGGGGACACCCACUGCAUCCCCUGUCACCACUGUUCUCGCCGAGACUACUAAAACAUCACCCAUUGCUACAGCAGCAGAGAGAAGCACUGCGGCUCUAAUCAGCACUACCCCUGCUGAGACCACAACAACUUACACUUCCACUACAACACAGGCAACAACCACAUCUGCCCUUUUUACAACUUCCCCAGCUGAGACCACAACCGCUUUGGGUGUCCCUAUCAGAGGGGAGACAACAGCAGCCAUCUCUGUGACAACCACAACAUCGCUUUCACCUACCACAGCUGCUUUGACAAAUGGUGAAAUAACAGAAAUAAUCGACCAGAAGACCAUUAAGCCAGUGGAACAAAAUAAAGAUAAUAAUGUCACAACAACACAGACAACUCCUGUGGUUAAAACCACGACUACCACCACCACCACGACCAGAAGUACAACAUUAGAGAGUACCACCAAAGGAGCAGCUCCUGUGAUCCCAAACAAACCUGGGACCACCACAAUAUACCUCACAACAGGAGCAGAAUCCACCACUGCAGCCCCAGUGACCACUUCCACAGCUGAGACUAAAACUGCAGCUACCUCUAUGUUAGCAGAGACAUCCACUUCUGCUCAUCCAACCUCCUCCCUAGCUGAGCCCACAGCACUAAUGAGCACUUCCACAUCACAGCCAACCACAAUCAUUCAGACUGCUAGUUCAACAUCAGUUAUGACCGUUGCAGCCACCUCUGCAACAGCAGAAACGUCUACAUCUCCUCUAGAGACCACUUUCCCAGCUGUUUCACCAACCUCAACCCCCACUCCAGCAAUUGAACAUUUCACAGUGAACUUCACCAUAACCAAUCUCAAAUAUGAUUCACAACUGGGAUCUCCUCAUUCUACCCGGUUCAAUGCUACUGAGAAAGUCUUGAUCUCCUUGCUCAACCCAAUAUUUGGAAACAGCAGCAUCGGCCCAUCUUAUAUAAGAUGUGAAGUGACAGCUUACAGACCGGUGAGAGCUGGGAAUGACACCGGUAUAGAUGCCGUCUGCACCUACAGGCGCGACUCCACGGCUCCCCCGUUUGACAGAGUGGGUGUUUACCAUGAAAUCCACAACAAGACAAAUGGCAUCACCCAGCUGGGCCCCUACACCCUGGAAAAGGACAGUCUCUAUGUCAAUGGUUAUAACGAAGCACCAGCUCUGCCAACAGCUGUUUCGCCAACCUCAACCCCCGCUCCAGCUAUUGAACAUUUCACAGUGAACUUCACCAUAACCAAUCUCAAAUAUGAUUCACAGCUGGGAUCUCCUCAUUCUACCCAGUUCAAUGCUACUGAGAAAGUCUUGAUCUCUUUGCUCAACCCAAUAUUUGGAAACAGCAGCAUCGGCCCAUCGUAUAUAAGAUGUGAAGUGAUGGCUUACAGACCGGUGAGAGCUGGGAAUGACACCGGUGUAGAUGCCGUCUGCACCUACAGGCGCGACUCCACUGCUCCCCCGUUUGACAGAGUGGGUGUUUACCAUGAAAUCCGCAACAAGACAAAUGGCAUCACCAAGCUGGGCCCCUACACCCUGGACAAGGACAGUCUCUAUGUCAAUGGUUAUAACGAAGCACCAGCUCUGCCAACUGUUUUGCCAACCUCAACCCCCACUCCAGCAAUUGAACAUUUCACAGUGAACUUCACCAUAACCAAUCUCAAAUAUGAUUCACAACUGGGAACACCUCAUUCCACCCGGUUCAAUGCUACUGGGAAAGUCUUGAUCUCUUUGCUCAACCCAAUAUUUGGAAACAGCAGCAUCGGCCCAUCUUAUAUAAGAUGUGAAGUGAAGACUUACAGACCGGUGAGAGCUGGGAAUGACACCGGUGUAGAUGCCGUCUGCACCUACAGGCGCGACUCCACGGCUCCCCCGUUUGAUAGAGUGGGUGUUUACCAUGAAAUCCGCAACAAGACAAAUGGCAUCACCCAGCUGGGCCCCUACAACCUGGACAAGGACAGUCUCUAUGUCAAUGGUUAUAACGAAGCACCAGCUCUGCCAACUGUUUCGCCAACCUCAAUCCCCGCUCUAGCUAUUGAACAUUUCACAGUGAACUUCACCAUAACCAAUCUCAAAUAUGAUUCACAACUGGGAUCUCCUCAUUCUACCCGGUUCAAUGCUACUGAGAAAGUCUUGAUCUCCUUGCUCAACCCACUAUUUGGAAACAGCAGCAUCGGCCCAUCGUAUAUAAGAUGUGAAGUGACGGCUUACAGACCGGUGAGAGCUGGGAAUGACACCGGUGUAGAUGCCGUCUGCACCUACAGGCGUGACUCCACUGCUCCGUUUGACAGAGUGGGUGUUUACCAUGAAAUCCGCAACAAGACAAAUGGCAUCACCCAGCUGGGUCUCUACACCCUGGACAAGGACAGCCUCUAUGUCAAUGGUUAUAACGAAGCACCAGCUCUGCCAACUGUUUCGCCAACCUCAACCCCCGCUCCAGCAAUUGAACAUUUCACAGUGAACUUCACCAUAACCAAUCUCAAAUAUGAUUCACAACUGGGAUCUCCUCAUUCUACCCAGUUCAAUGCUACUGAGAAAGUCUUGAUCUCUUUGCUCAACCCACUAUUUGGAAACAGCAGCAUCGGCCCAUCUUAUAUAAGAUGUGAAGUGACGGCUUACAGACCGGUGAGAGCUGGGAAUGACACCGGUGUAGAUGCCGUCUGCACCUACAGGCACGACUCCACGGCUCCCCCGUUUGACAGAGUGGGUGUUUACCAUGAAAUCCGCAACAAGACAAAUGGCAUCACCCAGCUGGGUCCCUACACCCUGGACAAGGACAGCCUCUAUGUCAAUGGUUAUAACGAAGCACCAGCUCUGCCAACUGUUUCGCCAACCUCAACCCCCGCUCCAGCAAUUGAACGUUUCACAGUGAACUUCACCAUAACCAAUCUCAAAUAUGAUUCACAACUGGGAUCUCCUCAUUCUACCCAGUUCAAUGCUACUGAGAAAGUCUUGAUCUCUUUGCUCAACCCACUAUUUGGAAACAGCAGCAUCGGCCCAUCUUAUAUAAGAUGUGAAGUGACGGCUUACAGACCGGUGAGAGCUGGGAAUGACACCGGUGUAGAUGCCGUCUGCACCUACAGGCGUGACUCCACUGCUUCCCCGUUUGACAGAGUGGGUGUUUACCAUGAAAUCCGCAACAAGACAAAUGGCAUCACUCAGCUGGGCCCCUACAACCUGGACAAGGACAGUCUCUAUGUCAAUGGUUAUAACGAAGCACCAGCUCUGCCAACUGUUUCGCCAACCUCAACCCCCGCUCCAGCAAUUGAACAUUUCACAGUGAACUUCACCAUAACCAAUCUCAAAUAUGAUUCACAACUGGGAUCUCCUCAUUCUACCCAGUUCAAUGCUACUGAGAAAGUCUUGAUCUCUUUGCUCAACCCACUAUUUGGAAACAGCAGCAUCGGCCCAUCUUAUAUAAGAUGUGAAGUGACGGCUUACAGACCGGUGAGAGCUGGGAAUGACACCGGUGUAGAUGCCGUCUGCACCUACAGGCGUGACUCCACUGCUUCCCCGUUUGACAGAGUGGGUGUUUACCAUGAAAUCCGCAACAAGACAAAUGGCAUCACCCAGCUGGGCCCCUACAACCUGGACAAGGACAGUCUCUAUGUCAAUGGUUAUAACGAAGCACCAGCUCUGCCAACUGUUUCGCCAACCUCAACCCCCGCUCCAGCAAUUGAACGUUUCACAGUGAACUUCACCAUAACCAAUCUCAAAUAUGAUUCACAACUGGGAUCUCCUCAUUCUACCCAGUUCAAUGCUACUGAGAAAGUCUUGAUCUCUUUGCUCAACCCACUAUUUGGAAACAGCAGCAUCGGCCCAUCUUAUAUAAGAUGUGAAGUGACGGCUUACAGACCGGUGAGAGCUGGGAAUGACACCGGUGUAGAUGCCGUCUGCACCUACAGGCGUGACUCCACUGCUUCCCCGUUUGACAGAGUGGGUGUUUACCAUGAAAUCCGCAACAAGACAAAUGGCAUCACCCAGCUGGGCCCCUACAACCUGGACAAGGACAGUCUCUAUGUCAAUGGUUAUAACGAAGCACCAGCUCUGCCAACUGUUUCGCCAACCUCAAUCCCCGCUCUAGCUAUUGAACAUUUCACAGUGAACUUCACCAUAACCAAUCUCAAAUAUGAUUCACAACUGGGAUCUCCUCAUUCUACCCCGUUCAAUGCGACUGAGAAAGUCUUGAUCUCUUUGGAAAGUGUGACUGGUUCACAGCCUCUCUGGGCACUUUGGGAUCUCUGGUGCUCUCAGCACUACGACAGACUAAUGACAUCCUCUCUUUGCCAGCUCAACCCACUAUUUGGAAACAGCAGCAUCGGCCCAUCGUAUAUAAGAUGUGAAGUGACGGCUUACAGACCGGUGAGAGCUGGGAAUGACACCGGUGUAGAUGCCGUCUGCACCUACAGGCGUGACUCCACUGCUUCCCCGUUUGACAGAGUGGGUGUUUACCAUGAAAUCCGCAACAAGACAAAUGGCAUCACCCAGCUGGGUCUCUACACCCUGGACAAGGACAGCCUCUAUGUCAAUGGUUAUAACGAAGCACCAGCUCUGCCAAAUGCCAUCUGCACCUACAGGCGUGACUCCACUGCUUCCCCGUUUGACAGAGUGGGUGUUUACCAUGAAAUCCGCAACAAGACAAAUGGCAUCACCCAGCUGGGCCCCUACAACCUGGACAAGGACAGUCUCUAUGUCAAUGGUUAUAACGAAGCACCAGCUCUGCCAACUGUUUCGCCAACCUCAAUCCCCGCUCUAGCUAUUGAACAUUUCACAGUGAACUUCACCAUAACCAAUCUCAAAUAUGAUUCACAACUGGGAUCUCCUCAUUCUACCCGGUUCAAUGCUACUGAGAAAGUCUUGAUCUCCUUGCUCAACCCACUAUUUGGAAACAGCAGCAUCGGCCCAUCGUAUAUAAGAUGUGAAGUGACGGCUUACAGACCGGUGAGAGCUGGGAAUGACACCGGUGUAGAUGCCGUCUGCACCUACAGGCACGACUCCACGGCUCCCCCGUUUGACAGAGUGGGUGUUUACCAUGAAAUCCGCAACAAGACAAAUGGCAUCACCCAGCUGGGUCCCUACACCCUGGACAAGGACAGCCUCUAUGUCAAUGGUUAUAACGAAGCACCAGCUCUGCCAACUGUUUUGCCAACCUCAACCCCCACUCCAGGAAUUGAACAUUUCACAGUGAACUUCACCAUAACCAAUCUCAAAUAUGAUUCACAACUGGGAACGCCUCAUUCUACCCGGUUCAAUGCUACUGAGAAAGUCUUGAUCUCCUUGCUCAACCCACUAUUUGGAAACAGCAGCAUCGGCCCAUCGUAUAUAAGAUGUGAAGUGACGGCUUACAGACCGGUGAGAGCUGGGAAUGACACCGGUGUAGAUGCCGUCUGCACCUACAGGCACGACUCCACGGCUCCCCCGUUUGACAGAGUGGGUGUUUACCAUGAAAUCCGCAACAAGACAAAUGGCAUCACCCAGCUGGGUCCCUACACCCUGGACAAGGACAGCCUCUAUGUCAAUGGUUAUAACGAAGCACCAGCUCUGCCAACUGUUUUGCCAACCUCAACCCCCACUCCAGCAAUUGAACAUUUCACAGUGAACUUCACCAUAACCAAUCUCAAAUAUGAUUCACAACUGGGAACGCCUCAUUCUACGCGGUUCAAUGCUACUGAGAAAGUCUUGAUCUCUUUGCUCAACCCACUAUUUGGAAACAGCAGCAUCGGCCCAUCGUAUAUAAGAUGUGAAGUGACGGCUUACAGACCGGUGAGAGCUGGGAAUGACACCGGUGUAGAUGCCAUCUGCACCUACAGGCACGACUCCACUGCUCCCCCGUUUGACAGAGUGGGUGUUUACCAUGAAAUCCGCAACAAGACAAAUGGCAUCACCAAGCUGGGCCCCUACACCCUGGACAAGGACAGUCUCUAUGUCAAUGGUUAUAAUGAAGCACCAGCUCUGCCAACAAUUGAAUAUUUCACAGUGAACUUCACCAUAACCAAUCUCAAAUAUGAUUCACAACUGGGAUCUCCUCAUUCUACCCGGUUCAAUGCUACUGAGAAAGUUUUGAUCUCCUUGCUCAACCCAAUAUUUGGAAACAGCAGCAUCGGCCCAUCUUAUAUAAGAUGUGAAGUGACGGCUUACAGACCGGUGAGAGCUGGGAAUGACACUGGUGUAGAUGCCGUCUGCACCUACAGGCGCGACUCCACUGCUCCCCCGUUUGACAGAGUGAGGGUUUACCGUGAAGUGAGGAACAAGACAAAUGGCAUCACCAAGCUGGGCCCCUACAUCCUGGACAAGGACAGCCUCUUUGUCAAUGGUUACAACGAAGCAAACCCUCCGCCAACUGUGAUGCCAACUACAAUUCCAGCUCCAACAGUUGACUAUUUCACGGUGAACUUCACCAUCACAAAUCUCCAAUACACAUUCCACUUAGGAACCCCAAAUUCCGAUAAAUUCAAUGCUACAGAAAAAGUCCUGACCUCUUUGCUUGACCCAUUGUUCAAAAACAGCAGCAUUGGCCCUGUCUAUAUGGGAUGCAGAGUGAUGACUUAUAGGCCUGUGAAUAAUGGAGAUGACACCAGCGUAGAUGCCCUCUGCACCUACAGAACGGACUCUACCACAUCCAGGUUCGACAGAGUGAGGGUUUACCAUGAGCUGAGCAACAAAACAAGUGGAAUCACCAAGUUAGGACCCUACAGCCUGGCUGACAAGAGCCUUUAUGUUAAUGGUUACAAUGAAGCGCGUUCUGUGCCAACUACGAUGCCAACUGCAACCAGUGCUCCUGCUCCAACAGUCGAACAUUUCACUGUGAACUUCACCAUAACCAAUCUCCAGUACACUUCCCAGCUAGGAACCCCCAAUUCCUUGAAAUUCAAUAAUACAGAGAAAGUGCUGAUCUCUUUGCUUGACCCACUGCUCACAAACAGCAGCAUCGGCUCAGACUACAAAGGAUGCAAAGUGAUAGCUUAUAGCCCUGUGAAGAAUGGCGACGGCACGCGCGUCGAUGCCCUCUGCACCUACCGAAAGGACUUCACCAGACCCAAGUUUGACAGAGCGAAGGUUUACCACGAGCUGAGCAACAAGACAAGAGACAUCACUAAAUUAGGUCCUUACAACCUGGACAACAGCAGCCUCUACGUCAAUGAAUACAACGAAGCACUUCUUGGACCAACUCUGAGCCUAACUACCCCCCAGAGUCCAACAGCUGGGCAUUUCACACUGAACAUCACCUUAACCAACCUCCGCUACACCACAGACCUGGGGACACCGGGUUCCCGCAAAUUCAAUUCUACAGAGAAAACAAUACUCUAUUAUAUUGAGCCUCUGCUCAGAAACAGCAGCAUUGGCCCUAUCUACACUGGAUGCAAAGUGAUGGCAUUUAGGUCGGUGAAGAACAGGGAUGACACAGGAGUAGACGCCUUGUGCAGCUACAGGAAUGAGCCCACAGCUCCCAAGUUUGACAGAGUGAAGGUUUAUCGUGAGCUGAGCAGCAUGACAAAGGACAUCACCAAGUUAGGGCAAUACAACCUGGAGAACAAGAGCCUCUAUGUCAAUGAAUACAACGAAGCACUUCUUGGACCGACUCUGAGCCUAACCACCCCCCAGAGUCCAACAGCUGGGCAUUUCACACUGAACAUCACCUUAACCAACCUCCGCUACACCACAGACCUGGGGACACCGGGUUCCCGCAAAUUCAAUUCUACAGAGAAAACAAUACUCUAUUAUAUUGAGCCUCUGCUCAGAAACAGCAGCAUUGGCCCUAUCUAUACUGGAUGCAAAGUGAUGGCAUUUAGGUCGGUGAAGAACAGGGAUGACACAGGAGUAGACGCCUUGUGCAGCUACAGGAAUGAGCCCACAGCUCCCAAGUUUGACAGAGUGAAGGUUUACCGUGAGCUGAGCAGCAUGACAAAGGACAUCACCAAGUUAGGGCAAUACAACCUGGAGAACAAGAGCCUCUAUGUCAAUGAAUACAACGAAGCACUUCUUGGACCGACUCUGAGCCUAACCACCCCCCAGAGUCCAACAGCUGGGCAUUUCACACUGAACGUCACCUUAACCAACCUCCGCUACACCACAGACCUGGGGACACCGGGUUCCCGCAAAUUCAAUUCUACAGAGAAAACAAUACUCUAUUAUAUUGAGCCUCUGCUCAGAAACAGCAGCAUUGGCCCUAUCUACACUGGAUGCAAAGUGAUGGCAUUUAGGUCGGUGAAGAACAGGGAUGACACAGGAGUAGACGCCUUGUGCAGUUACAGGAAUGAGCCCACAGCUCCCAAGUUUGACAGAGUGAAGGUUUACCGUGAGCUGAGCAGCAUGACAAAGGACAUCACCAAGUUAGGGCAAUACAACCUGGAGAACAAGAGCCUCUAUGUCAAUGAAUACAACGAAGCACUUCUUGGACCGACUCUGAGCCUAACCACCCCCCAGAGUCCAACAGCUGGGCAUUUCACACUGAACAUCACCUUAACCAACCUCCGCUACACCACAGACCUGGGGACACCUGGUUCCCGCAAAUUCAAUUCUACAGAGAAAACAAUACUCUAUUAUAUUGAGCCUCUGCUCAGAAACAGCAGCAUUGGCCCUGUCUACACUGGAUGCAAAGUGAUGGCAUUUAGGUCUAUGAAUAAUAAGGACACCGGGAUCAAUGCAGUCUGCAGCUACAUGAACAACUCCACAGUCGCCACGUUUGACAGAGUGAAGCUCUAUCAUGAGCUGAGCGGCAUGACAAAGGGCAUCACCACGCUAGGACCCUACACCCUGGAGAAGAACAGCCUUUAUGUGAAUGGUUUCCGCCUCUCAGACAUAGCUACUGCUACAGAACCUCCUUCCACAGUGGCUCCAGAGAAUGUGGGGUAUCUGCUCAACUUCAGAAUAAUCAAUGUAAACCUAACCAACCCAGACCCGAAGUCUUCGGCCUACCAAGCAUUACAGAAAGACAUUGCUGACAAGAUUAACCAGCUGUACAGAAAGAGUGACCUUCAAGGCGGAUUCCUGUUCUGCAAUGUCACAGGCUUGAGGAUUGGCUCUGUAGUGGUCGACUGCAACUGCUACUUCAAGCCAGCACCCAACUGCAGUGAGGAGACCGUUCUAAGCGCAUUUCAGAAUGGAACGAGGAAUGCAAGCGCACAAUGGCUGGGAGGCAGCUACCAGCUGCAGGGAGCCAGGGUGAAUGUUUUGGAGCCAGUUAUUAAGCCAGUGACUCAGGCGCCCGUCAGUGCUCAGCGAGAGACUUUCAGGUUAAACUUCACCAUCACUAACCUCUUCUACUCGUCCGAACUGAAACAACCCAGUUCAAAUCUUCAUCGACUGAACAAGCAGAUGAUUGAGAAAGCGCUUGACAAUAUUUUCAGAAAUAGCAGCGUCCAGAAGUAUUUCGCUGGCUGUUCAGUUGAAAGCUUUAGGCCCAUCUCUGGGAAAACGUACACUGGUAUUAACGCCAUCUGCAAAUUUAUGCUGGACAGCACCUCCAGGGCCUUUCAAAGAGAAGAAGUGUAUGAGGAGUUUAAACGUCUCACCAACGGAGGCACUCAGCUAGGGGACAGCUACACGAUGGACAAGGACAGCUUGCUUGUUAAUGAUUAUUCUCCUCUCAACACAAUGGCAGGAGAACCUGGUAGAUCGGAGCUCCCAUUCUGGGCCAUAAUCCUCAUCUGUCUCUCGGCAUUGCUUGGCUUGAUUCUCCUCCUCCUCGUGUGUUUCUUGAUUGCCUUUUGUCUGAGAAGAAAGGGAGGCCUGUACAACGUCCAACAGAGCAUAUACGGGGUCUAUUUCCCACAUCUGGACAUGAGAAAAAUGCACUGACAAACGUAUUGCUGAGACGAACUCCUUGCACUCAGAAGUCUCUCUUCUCACUGACUCAUUCAUCCACCAAGAGAGAAAAAAUGUUUACAACUGCAGUAAAGAACAUUCUAUUUUUCCCUUAGUAAAUUAUGAUUAGCCUGAGACACAUCUUUCCUUGUGGCCUUUAUACAGAAAACCUUUGCACUGAUCCCAGCAAUUAUUUGUGGAAAACUGCCAGCAAUGAAGAUGUGUUGGGGAUAGAUAUUUAUUUUUGUAUGCACUGUGGGAUUUUGAGCAAAUGUUAUACAUCCAAAAAAAUAAAACAGAAAAUGAAGUGAAUGCUAGAUGUAUGCAGUCUACAGGGCUCCUCAGUGUUAUGCAGUUUUUCUGAAGGGGGAGACUAAAAUUAUGCUAAUUUAUGGUGUUUUAGUUACUGACUAUUGUAAAUGAACAAA
This is a messenger RNA of Mauremys reevesii (Reeves's turtle), 17416 nucleotides long. It is a transcript of the gene MUC16, whose product is annotated as mucin 16, cell surface associated. NCBI's taxonomy places the organism in Eukaryota, Metazoa, Chordata, Testudines, Geoemydidae. The record is from RefSeq and is a predicted model, not a curated record.